Molecule: messenger RNA, 2493 nt
Organism: Sparassis crispa
Lineage: Eukaryota; Fungi; Basidiomycota; Agaricomycetes; Polyporales; Sparassidaceae
Exons: 6
Coding region: 1-2493 (830 amino acids)
Biological process (GO): regulation of cytokinesis; mitotic cell cycle; regulation of protein localization to mitotic spindle pole body
Cellular component (GO): cytoplasm; centrosome; spindle pole
Molecular function (GO): protein binding; protein kinase activity; ATP binding
Source: RefSeq, a predicted model, not a curated record
AUGUCUGCUCCGUUAUACAUGGCCAUGGCUCCCCCUCGUCGACACCCCCUCUCCAACCACCAAGCGGUCAACCAUGCCGUCGUCAACCAUCGUCAAACCCCUCCCGGAUCUCCACCAAAACUGCAGCCAAAGCAGCCGCCUUCUCCUCCUUUACCCAGGCAGAAUGCGAAGGUGACACCACCUUCUCCGCCGAAGAUUAUCGCCGACAAGACCGGUACGCUGCAAUUCCUUCGGGUCGGAAUGUUGGGAGAAGGAGGCUUCGCUCGCGUCUACGAAGUACAAGACUCUCGCGGAAGUCGCGUCGCCUGCAAAGUCGUAACAAAGUCCUCUCUGAAGACCAAGAAAGCCAAGACGAAAUUAUACGCGGAGAUCAAGAUCCACCGGGCGCUGGACCACCCGAACAUCGUGCGGUUCCAGGAAUGCUUCGAGGACGAGGAGAACGUGUACAUGACGCUGGAGCUCUGCCACAACGGGUCGCUGAUGGACAUGCUGCGGAGUCGGCGCCGAUUCACGGAGCCGGAAGCGCGUUUUUUCAUGGUGCAACUGAUUGGGGCAUGCCACUACAUGCACACGCACCAGGUGAUCCACCGGGACUUGAAGCUGGGGAACAUCUUUCUGGACCGGGCGAUGAACGUCAAGGUGGGGGACUUUGGGCUGGCGGCGCUGAUCGAGAACCCCGGGGAGAGGAAGAAGACGAUCUGCGGGACGCCGAACUACAUCGCGCCCGAGGUGCUGUUCGACACGGCGAACGGGCACAGCUUCGAGGUGGACACGUGGUCGAUCGGAGUGAUACUGUACACGCUCGUCGUGGGACGUCCGCCGUUCCAGACGAAGGACGUCAAGGCGAUCUACAAGAGGAUCCGGGACAACGAGUACGAGUUCCCAGCGGAUCGCGCAGUGUCGCGGCAGGUGCAGGAGCUGGUGCAGCUGAUCCUGACGCCAGAUCCGCAACAACGGCCGACGCUGCACGAGAUCGUGGACCACACGUUCUUCACGACGGGCGUCGUCCCGAGCUUUAUCCCCGCCACGGCACACGACGCACCGCCCGACUUCAAGCACGUCACGCGUGGGAUGUCCCAGGCGAAUCUCGCGCGUCUGCGGCGUCAGGCGCUUCUGGAUGAUGACCAGAUAACGAGCAUCUCCGUUCCUGCUGCACCGCAGGCGAGCGCGAGCGUCAACAACGUCGGUGCGCCUAGCAAGCUCAAGGGCGUUACGUCGAGCCUCGCGCAGCAGGAGAAGGAGUUCCAGAAGGCGGUACAGCCCGGUAGCCCGAUCUCUGCGCUGCUCAGCUCGGCGCGCCAGCCUCUCCUUGUCGCAGGGCGGGGAGAGCAGCCGUUCAGGAAGUUACAGUCGACGAAAGAGACGAGGUCUCCCGCACGGCCGCGUCUCGGGCCAGGGGGCCUGCACAACAUUGUGGAGGAACGGGAAGAAGGCGUGGCAGGCGCGAGGCAGGAGGAGAUGCGGAGGAAGGAGCUGGAGUCGCAGAAGGCUCGGAUCGUGGCGCAGAUGGUGCCAGGUACGACGGGUUCGGCCCUGGGCGUGGAGGAUCAGGAGAACAUGCCACCGCCUGCGGCGCGUGGUGAACACAAGGUUAGAGAGCGGUUGAAAGAGAGGGACAUCAUAAUGCGGGAAGAGCCCGUGGUGGGUGCAGCUCUUCCAAUGUCGAGCAGUCUUCCUCCUCUCAAGCAGAACGGCUUCGACGCUGCGGCACAGACGCUCACAGCCGCAUUUGAUGCGAAGAACGCCGGAAGACUAUUCAGAGAUCCGCGAGAGGACGCAAAUCUACCAGACCCGAAGGUGUUCAUCGUAUCUUGGGUGGAUUAUUGCAACAAGUACGGGAUGGGCUACGCCCUAACCGAUGGCUCAGUGGGUGUGCACUUCAACGACAGCACUACUGUUGUUCUUUCUCCCGAUAAACAUCAUUUUGAUUACAUCUCGUCCAGGCGGCAGGGAUCGGUAUAUGUGCGGAAGAAUUACACGGUAUCCGAAUACCCGGAAGACCUCAAGAGCAAGGUGUACCUGCUGAAGCACUUCGAACGUUACAUCAUGGACAGGCUCUACGGCGAGUAUGAUUACACAUUCGAAGAUCUACAGCGAGCGAAGGGCAUGGACUUCGUACAGAAGUACCUCCGCAUGAAGCACGUUAUCGUGUUCAAGAUGAGUCACGAUGUCUUACAGUUCAAUUUCUACGAUCACUCAAAAGUCAUCUUGUCCUCGCAGGGCCUUCUCGUGACGCACAUUGACAAGAAUUACCAGAUGACGCGGUGGUCGUUGAGCGAGAUUAUGGUCAUGGCACUGCGUCCGCCUGUGUCAGAUCCAGACCAAUCGAAGUUCAACCAGCGGCUUAUCGAUAAACUCAAGUACUGCAAGGAGGUGUUAGUUUCCAUCCGAAACGUCAGCGUUGGGCAGGGCGCAGGCACGAGCGCAGAAAGUGAUGGUCUAGGGACCAUACCAAUCAUGAGCACGAAGUCGUCGAAGGCCUCGUUGCGAUGA